AUGGAUGGGAUUUCAGAGCCCUCGAAUGCCUUGUUUGAUGCCAUCAGAGUGAACGAUAUUGAGGCGGCUCGACAAGCUUUGGAAGACGGGGCCGACCCAAACGCCAAGGAUGAAGAUGGGAUGACACCUAUUUGGAUUGCAGCAUGUGAAGAGGAAAACAUCGAUCUGAUGAAGCUGCUGCUAGAGCAAAAGGCCAAUCCGAACUUUCAGGAUCCCUUGGACGGGGAGACGCCUCUUUAUAGAGCAGUUAUUAGAAGGGAUCUCAAAAGAAUGGAGCUUUUGCUGGAACACAAGGCCGACCCCAAUCUCCAGCAACAUUUGUGGGGAUCGCCCCUGCAUCGUGCAGCCUACUCAUAUGAUUACGAGCAGAUCAUAGACCUGCUUCUGGAGAACGGAGCGAAUCGCAACUUGAGGAGAUCUAGAGAUGGAGCUACAGCUUUAUACAUGGCCGUAGAAGGCGCACAGGUCGAGAAUGCCAAGAGGCUGUUCAAAGACGACUCGGAUCUGGAGGUCAUCGACGAUUGCGGAAGGACAUUGCUGCACAUGGCAGCCAUUUCCGGGGAAUGGGCAUUCUUCGAUCUAUUUUGGAGCAGAGGAAGAUGUCCGAUUGACGUAAAUGCACUGACAGCCGAUGGUGAAACACCAUUGUUUUUCGCGGCAGAGUCAGGAUCAUUAUCUUAUACAGAAUGGCUGCUUGGCCAUGGUGCUUAUGUCGAUGUCAAGGACAAAUCUCGGGGCAACCCAUUUUUGCGAUGUGCGGAAGGUGGCAAUGUCGAAAUUGCGAAGCUCUUGAUUGAAAAGUGUGUAUCGAUGAUAUAUGCUGUUGAUUAUGAGAGCCGUGGAGCCUUGCACCAUGCUGCUAAAUGGGGCCGUUGGGAAUUUCUGGAGUGGCUGUUUCUCCAGAACCGCGAAGCUAGCGGAGUGAGUCUGGAAUUGAAAGAAGGCUUGGAUCCAAACCGACCUGAUUGUCACGGAAUGACUGUCGUCCACUUUGCACUACACUGGUGGGAACCAUUGACAGCCGAGAGGCUUUUGAAGUUCUGUAAGCCGGAUGUUGUCAACAAAGUGGAUGAUAUGGGAAACACGCCACUACAUAUUGCAUUUCUCCGAAGAUGUCCCGAUGUUAAAAUUCGACAUAUGAUGAUAGACAAGAUGUCUUCGAGUGCCUUGGUCAGAAGAAAUGAUGAUGGUGAAUCUAUCUUGUCUCUUGCGGUUGACGAAGAUAAUGGGAAUGAAACUAUGGCACUUCUCCUCAGUCUCUUCAGGCGCCCACUGGAUGUUGAAGACAAUCGACCCGAUACCUGGCCGACAAUUAUCCGCAGUGAUCGUGAUCAUAUUGAAGCCAUUGCAGAAAAGCUCAAAGGCAUAUUUCCAACUUCGGGUAUUCCCAACGUUAUUUUCUGGGCGGCUAGAAAUGGCGCUUGGGAGCUGGUCGAUCAUUCGCUCGCCGUUUUGGAAUCGGAAGAUGAUAAGACAGAGAUCAUUUCAAAGGCCGUAUACUGGGCAUCUGCAAGUAACCAGAGCGAUAUUGUUACCAAAUUGAUGGUCAAUCACAAAGAACAAAUACGCAACAAAGAAAACACCAUCAAAGCUGUCAAGGUUGCUGCUUUCAGCGGUUAUGGGCCUAUUGUUAGUUUCCUGCUCGACAAUAUUAGAACAGAUGAAAACAAGCCAAAGAAUCCAGCUUGCAAGGGACUUUUUUGGGCAGUGACGUGGGAGAGUGAACAUGCAAGAGAGGUUGUUCGACACUUGCUCAUGCGUGGUGAGACUCCCUUCUCUGUUGCAGAUAAUGGUCAAACUGUUCUUGAAUGGGCCACAAAAUAUCAUCAGGAGGCAAUGAACAAUGAAGGCAAGAAGCAAUUUGACAUGCUUGGGCUUCUUGAAAGCCCAAUUCGAGUACCGCCCAGGCCAGAAGCACCCCAAAAGCCAACAAUAAGUGGAGAACUGGAAGAAGAAAUGAGACAGCAUUUGUGCACUAUUUCGGAUUUCUAUCGCCUAGGCAGGGACUUCUACACAUUACAAAGAAAGAGCGACUGUUACGAGGUAAUCUACACAGAUGGCCCGGAAAAGAAAAUGAAAGAAUCAUGGAGCGAAUGGGGGCCCAAGGCCAAGUGGAGGAUGCCUGACUUUCGAUGGAUUCACCUACCCUUGAAUGACUGGGAAAUGGCUCGAGAUCUAAUGGAUAUGAUCUAUUGCGAAUCUUUCAGAUCUGAUCUGGAAUAUACACACUGGAAGAACUUUGUGGAAAGAACUCGAAAAGAGCAUUCUGGGUCGGCACGAUCACGCUUCAUGUACCCAACAUUACACUUCCAAAUGAAGGAUCAUGGGUCAGGGGAAAGCUCUACCUUGAUCCAGUUUCUCGACAAUGAAGCAAAGCUGGGGAAGCAGGAGUCGGACGAUAAAACAAAGGCCAGCCAGGACCUCUCUGGGGGAGAAAGUCGACAUGCAACGAAGCCCGAUGCCCCACAGUCGGUUGAUGCUCCCACCAAACCGGAAAGUAAACUGGAGACCACAACACCUGAUAAAGGUGUGAUCGCCGAUGAUGGCCAGCAAGGAGAUCCAGAAGAUACAGGACAUCGCAUCCAGAUACUAGGGGAGCCAAAAGCAAUUGUGCCUGCGCCCUCACUGGGUGAAAACUUGGGUGGCUCUCAAGGGCAACUUGAGAGUGACCCACGUCGAGUGCCAGCAGAUAACGAUGACAAAAGAUCGAUAUUAAGCCAAACCCCCAUCAUUGGCGGGCCAGGAGGAUAUGGCAGCAAUAUUCGGGACGCGCGAAACAACAUGCGCAGUACCUCGCAACAUCCAAGACUCGAUGGCGGAAACGUUCUAAAUGCUAAUGAGCAAGAGCAAGUGGAGCAAUGCAGGCUUGCACUCUAUAUGCCUUUUUUAGCCUUCCAAACCGUGAGAGAGCAGAGAAAGAGAAGACAAGACAUCAAACAAGCCGAAGUUGCCAGCCCAAUCGGGUUGUCUGAAGACAUCCCAGCGAUUGUGACUGAACGAAAAGAUGCUUGCAAGGGACUAGCUACCGCUGCGGUUCCCAAACUAAGAGACCCAAAUUGCAAUCCCUUCAUCAAAGGGAUCAUUCACAAUGCCAUUCGAUGUAUAACGGGGGACCCUGAAACCUCCGAGUAUGACAGCAUGGAUCCCCAAAAGACCAUAGCAUUGUUACACCGUCAUGUUGACUGUGCUGGCAAUGAAGACAAUUCCCUUUCCGCCCGGGGUUCUUCAUUACGCAAAGGUUCAAGCCGUCGUAUGAAGAAGGUAGCCACUACUGAUAUGAUCGAGGCCAUCGAGUAUUUCAUUGAUGCGUUGUCUCUGGCUAAAGAUGAUGGUACCAAGAAGAUGAAACAGAGCAAGGGCUCUAGUAAAGACCAGAAAAAUACCUCUUUAAGCGGUGGAUCGCACACGACUCAUCAUCAACACACUAGCAAAAAACCGCUUGCUUCCGCUGACUCGGAUGGUAAAGGAAAGCGUGGAUCAAACGCCUCACAGUCUCGACAACGACACGAAUCGCGCACACUGGAUCAAUACUUCUAUACUUCUUUACCUGAUACCGUGAGACGAGACGCAGAUCAAGUCAUUAGGCGCUAUCAGACGAGAAAGAGUAGUUCACGCGCACAUCAUCUCCAUAGGGAACAAUCGUCUACAGAGACGAGAACGAGUUCACGGCCACAGAGCAGUGAACAAAGCACCAACAAGUCUCUCACUCCAAAUUUGGAAUACGAAGCAGACUUCAAGCUAUGUAUGGUAGAUCAAUUGUGGCUAUGGGUUCUUGACGAAAAAACCAUCAUCACAUGCUUUCCACAUACUGAAAAGAAUCGAACACGAGACAAAGAACACCAAGACUCUCCAUUAGAUCGUAUCCAUGAACACAUCAAUCAAGAAAUGCGCCCUCAGAUCCAAAAUGUCUACCAUCUCGCGGCAUUGAUCACCAGCUUCUGCGUGAACUCGAUUGAUGAAUGUGAAGCACGGACCGGAGAGGGCUCAGAAACACUUUUUGAUAUGUUUGCAGGAUCUAUAGGUUUUGUUGCCAAUGAAGAAGUCAACCUUUUCAAAUCCUUCAGGAACGGUCUGGGGAUGGACGAUCACUACCUGUCCCUUGAUCGCGACAUCGAACUCCUGGAAGAGAUCAAAGACAUCCGGGACGAGCUCAAUAUUCUUGAGCGUAUAUUAGACGACCAGAAGGAUCUCACACAGAAGCUCUUCAGUCUAGUGGGUAAAACAAAUCUCGAAGCCCUUGGAACGGCGAUUCUCAAAGACCGGGUCUUGCAAUACUACCACCAACGAGCCGGCGUCGGGUUGCGACUGGAUAAGAUUAUGAAGAUGGACGAGGAUGCUAAAAUUUCAAACGAUGCGCUUGCUCAUAUAUCCACCGAGCAGAUGAACUACCUCUUGGAUCUGAAGCAAAAACAUGCAAACUUCAUAGAAGCAAAAGCAGCUCGUAACCAGGCAGAAGAGACCACUGAUCAAGGAAGGACAAUAUUGGUUUUCACAAUCGUGACUAUUGUAUUUGCUCCCUUGUCAUUCCUCUGUUCCUUCUUUGCACUCAAUAUCAGCGCAUUCCCUCAUGCUGGCGACAAUGUCAGCUUUCCAGACAGCUGGAUAUACUGGCGAGUCUAUGGAAUCUCAGCUGCGAUAUUUGUGCCAUUGAUUGUUUGCACCCUGGGAUAUGGCAGAAUGAAAAAUCUGUGGAGUUCGUCCUUGAAGCCGCUUUUCCAUGUAGACUGGAGCAACAAGCGCCCGGAUCCUCAGAACGAUGGGGCCAGGCUCAAUGAAACACUACGUCGGAUCACUAGCCGAUCAUCUAGGGCGCCUGCAGCCUCCUCUUCGGGGAGAACCCGGACGACUGAUGUCGAGUCGGGACAAUCUUGA
Molecule: messenger RNA, 4872 nt
Organism: Penicillium paradoxum
Lineage: Eukaryota; Fungi; Ascomycota; Eurotiomycetes; Eurotiales; Aspergillaceae
Exons: 10
Coding region: 1-4872 (1623 amino acids)
Biological process (GO): transmembrane transport; metal ion transport
Cellular component (GO): membrane
Molecular function (GO): protein binding; metal ion transmembrane transporter activity
Source: RefSeq, a predicted model, not a curated record